Durusdinium trenchii is the source of this 788-nucleotide messenger RNA. NCBI's taxonomy places the organism in Eukaryota, Dinophyceae, Suessiales, Symbiodiniaceae. The record is from the annotation of a GenBank genome assembly.
GUCCAUGCGCUCGUCCUGCUGAAAAGACAGCCUCGGUGGAUGGGUAUUUCGUUCAUCUAUACUACACGGCUGCCGAGACUAUGACGUCAGCGGACGCUCCAAAAGACCUCUUGAGCAUGAGCGAUGCGGCUCUGCGACAAGACCUCCUAGACAAACUGGUGGAUUCUCACCUCACCGGGCCUUGUUUGCAACUGAGAAAUGUUGAACCAAGUGAGCUUCCAACCAAAGAGCUCCCGCACGGGAACUUUUCUACACUAUUUCUGCUCUACCGAGCAUUCGCGCAAACAUCUGGAGAGAUGGCAGCCAGCCGGGCUACCUUUUACAAGGCUUGCAAGCGAUGGCGGCCAUGCUUAAGGUUUCAUAAACAAUCCAACCACAGCAAAUGCCUGACCUGCGUACGGCUACAGAGCAGGAUUGAAUCUUGUUCAGAUUUCCUGACACACGCGAAGCUCUCUGACGAGCUCCUGGGGCAUUUCGUACGUCAAUACCGUGACCGCCAUAUCUACUAUUUGGCCCGGGCAAGGGCCCGGACCCAGAAAGAUCUCCUAACCCUCAUUAUUGACUCCUACGACAAAGCUAAGUGCUCUUUGCCGAAGUGGUGCAAAUCCCGGGCUCCAAAGAAGAGUAUAUAUGAAGCCACAAAGCGCACAGCCAUCACACUCACCUGUGCCAUCUGUCACGGGUGGGGUAUUUACUUUUACCUGUCGGAUGAGGGGCUACCAGGAGGAAGCAACUGGACGCUAGAGGUGGUGCCUUGUUCAAAGAAUUUGUGUUGGAAGGCAACUUGA